AUGAAGCCCUCCAUGCUCCAAGUUACAUCCACCAGAGAAAAGUUCGCCAAGCCUCAUGCCCUCCUCGUGUUCAAGUUGUGGGGCCACAGAGGCCUCGAGCUUAUUUUGGGAGGAGACACGAGUGCGGUUCAAUCGGGGGUUGGUCGAAAUUGGUGGUCAGCUCGCAGCAUGGCACCGGAGUUAGACAUCUCCGUCGGCGAAGUCAAGAUUUUGACAGACCAAGAUCGUUGUCAGCAACUUUCAAAAUGGGCGUCUGUCCCCUCAAGACGACAAGCGUGUCCUUGGGAACGAGGGAGGGAGUAUUUCGAGCGAGCGCAGCAGGGCGCUACAUCAAAAGGGAAUCUCCUGUGGAGCAAGAAUGAGCAAAAAUCUAUCCGUACUCCACCAAAAGCAUACCCUAAAGCUUCCUCGCAAACUUCGAGUUCUGAGAAGCACGCCAUUUCGUGA
This is a messenger RNA of Coprinopsis cinerea okayama7#130, 447 nucleotides long. RefSeq lists its product as hypothetical. Lineage: Eukaryota; Fungi; Basidiomycota; Agaricomycetes; Agaricales; Psathyrellaceae. The record is from RefSeq and is a predicted model, not a curated record. The transcript has 5 exons. Bases 1 to 447 code for a protein of 148 amino acids.